This is a messenger RNA of Uloborus diversus, 1590 nucleotides long. RefSeq names its product G protein-coupled receptor kinase 2-like (gene Gprk2). Gene Ontology annotation, molecular function: G protein-coupled receptor kinase activity; ATP binding. NCBI's taxonomy places the organism in Eukaryota, Metazoa, Arthropoda, Arachnida, Araneae, Uloboridae. The record is from RefSeq and is a predicted model, not a curated record. Gene Ontology annotation, biological process: protein phosphorylation; regulation of signal transduction; signal transduction. The coding region runs from base 244 to 1590 and encodes 448 amino acids. The transcript is spliced from 13 exons. Gene Ontology annotation, cellular component: cytoplasm.
UUUCUUGAUUUAAAGGAUAUAUAUGAAGUUCAAUUAGAUGAAGACAGACUAAGUGCUGCUCAGGAAGUUUUCAGCAAAUACCUAUGCAAAGAUUCAAGUGAGUUUGUUGAUGUUGUCAAUGAAGAUUUGAUAGAACGCUGUCGGUCAAAUCUUCAAACUGCCAGUAGAGACUUGUUUUCAGAAUGUGCCAGAUCAGUCAAAGAUUUUCUGUCCAGAGAACCAUUCAAAGAAUUUGAAAAUAGCAUGUAUUUUCAUCGUUAUUUGCAAUGGAAAUGGUUAGAAAGCCAGCCUGUCACAGCAAAAACAUUCCGUAUGUACCGAGUAUUAGGAAAAGGUGGAUUUGGCGAAGUUUGUGCUUGUCAAGUUAGAGCUACAGGCAAAAUGUAUGCUUGCAAGAAACUGGAGAAAAAACGAAUAAAGAAGAGGAAAGGAGAAUCGAUGGUUCUAAUAGAAAAAAAUAUUCUGCAGAAAAUAAAUUCAAGAUUUGUUGUAAGCCUUGCAUAUGCUUAUGAAACUAAAGAUGCUCUUUGUCUUGUGUUAACUAUAAUGAAUGGAGGAGAUUUAAAGUUUCAUAUCUAUAACAUGGGAGGCGAACCAGGUUUUGAUUUAGAACGUGCAAAGUUUUAUGCCGCUGAAGUUUCUCAAGGUUUAGAACAUCUUCAUGCCCAAGGAAUUGUAUAUAGGGACCUUAAACCUGAAAAUAUUCUUCUAGAUGACAGUGGGCACGUUAGGAUAUCUGACUUGGGUCUUGCAACAGAAAUUGCGGAAGGUGAGAUGGUUCGAGGUCGUGUUGGAACAGUGGGCUAUAUGGCACCUGAAGUUAUAGACAAUGAAAAAUACACAUUCAGUCCAGAUUGGUUUAGUCUAGGUUGCUUUAUAUAUGAAAUGAUUGAAGGCCAGGCUCCAUUCCGUGCUAGAAAAGAAAAGGUCAAAAGGGAAGAAGUUGAAAGAAGAGUUAAAGAAGACAAAGAGAGAUAUUCCUCUAAAUUUAAUGAAGAUGCAAAAGGUUUAUGUUCUGAACUGCUUAAAAAAACAGUUAAAGAGCGAUUGGGUUGCAAUAAUGGGAGGUAUGGAUCUCUUGAAGUCAAAGCUCAUCCAUUUUUCAAAAGUAUCAAUUGGAAAAGGCUAGAAGCUGGAAUUCUUACACCUCCUUUUGUGCCUGAUCCACAUGCUGUUUAUGCCAAAGAUGUUCUUGAUAUUGAGCAAUUCUCAACUGUGAAAGGAGUCAAUUUAGAUGCAAGUGAUGAUACUUUUUAUAGCAAAUUUAAUAUGGGUAGCAUUUCUAUACCAUGGCAAACUGAGAUGAUUGAAACAGAAUGUUUCUCUGAAUUGAAUGUUUAUGGUCCAGAUGGAACUCCAAGUCCAGAUUUAAUGAUUGAUCAACCCCCUCCAGUUGAGCCUUCUGGUUGUUUUCCUUUCCGGAAAAAAACAAAAAAUUGGAAAAUUCCUAACAAAGUAAAAACAUCAAAUAGCCAUGCUCAUUUGUCUUUAUCUGAGGAACCUAGUUCAUCUGUGCUUUUGUUACCUCCAUGUGGAGCUUCCAGUGGUUUGAAUUCAACAGGUCAAGAACUGUCUUCCCCUGCUAGCUGA